GUUUUGCCUGCCUGACUUUUACUACUACUAGCAACAGAAACCUCCUGGAUCACUGACUGGAGAAGGCUUGUAGCAAGACAACGGCACUAACCACACGGAGACUAUUUUGUCUUCUUCAGGUGCUCUUCCUCCUUUAAGCCACUUCUUCCACCAAUGCAGCUAUGGAGGUGAAAACCUGGAAGCUCUUCACUGCCUUUCUGUGUUGCACUGGAUUCCUCCUGGCUCUUUCAAGGGCUCAGGAGAAAGACUCAAUAGCGCUCUUCAGAAAAGCUGUGGUGAAAUUUGGAGGCUUCUUUGUGUUGAAUUGCACAACGGGCAACAGCAGCAACAGUAGCUGUGAUAUUCAGGAGAGGUCUUCUCACAGAUAUGAUUAUAGAAAAGAAGGGCCUACCUGGAAAGCUUUCACUUUCAUUGCUGUUUACUGGUCACUCAAUGCAUCUUGUGUUGUGACCUGUAAUAAUGAACCCAGCUCUCGGGAAACGAUUGUCACAGUUUACCAACCUCCACAGAAGAUUGAGCUGGAUCCAGUACCAGAAAUGGAAGUGGGCAAGUUGUAUAAUUUAACAUGCCGAGUUUUUGGUGUAGCCCCCAUUCAGAGCCUCACUGUGACUUUGAUGAAAGGGGAAGAGCAACUUCUGGUAAAGACCUUUGAGGAUCAUACUUACCCUGAGGCUGGUGAUGUUGUGGUGAACCAUAGCAUAAUAGCUCAGGAAGAUGAUUACAGCAAGACAAUCAUCUGCCAAACAUCCCUGGAUCUGAGACCAAGAGGACCACUCCUGAAAAACACCUCCCACGAUGCCACUACAGGACGUCUCAAGCAAAUGACCCUGGAACUCCAGAAGCCAUCGCCAGGCCAGAGCUGGUCCUAUAACCUGAUAUGCCACAUAAUAAGAGUCAAUCCCUGCCUUAGCCUUGUGGUGACCUUUUUUAAAGGGUCAAAGAGGUUGGGUACGCCAAGUUUUACAAACUGUACUUGGGUUGAAACAGAAAACUAUACGGUCACUCUCUCUGUCACCCUCCAUCCAGAGGACCAUGGUCAGGAAGCUUAUUGUCAUGCAGCCGUGCAUUUCAGCCUACAGGAACCAGUCUAUCAAAUCAAAUCUUCAGAGGUUUCACUCAAGACUGCUGAAUCCUAUUUGGCUAUCAUUGUAGCUGUUACUGCUGUUGCUGCUUUGCUAGUCUGUGUGCUGGGGGUCUUUCUCAUCUUCAUCAUUAAACUUUGGAUCAAUUAAUGCAAUGGAAAGGGAAACUCAAUGAAUCAAAAAUCUAUAUAUUAUUUAAGAAGAGUGACCAGAGUAAACGUUCUGCUUCACGAACAUCUCAUUUGCAAGGAAUGUGUCAUGACACAAUAGUGAAUCAUUUUAUAUAUGGAAAGAAUAUUAAGAAAAGCUCACAAUAUCAUAUCCAGGUUUCAUCUUGAGCAUGUGGACAUUGGAAUCAGGAAAACAUGUCCCGUUCUCCGGCAUUCUUCUUCCUGCUUGAAAUGUUCCAUUACAAGGUACUAAAGAUGGCUUCCAGGCCUGACACAAUGAUUGGCUGGUGUCAUAAACCUUUGUGAGAUGGAUUCCCAUCAAGUCAUAGCCUGAAGGACUGUUUACAUUUGAGAAUUUUUUGAUAAUUAUAAAACAAGCAGUGAUCAUUCAUAUAUUUUUACAAGGACCGCAUUUCCUAGAAGAUGCACAUGGGAAAGGAAUGUCAACAAUCAUGUAUGAUCUAUUCAUUCUUUUAAUAAAUGGACAGGGAAAUAUUAUAUUCAUGUAAAUUCCCUUCCCCUUCCCCUAGUAUAUAUAAUAUUAUAGAAUGAAGUGAAUAAUGCAUUUAUUAGCAAUACAACAACUUUGUAACUAUAAUACUUUGAGAACAAGUAAUGAAAUACAAGUACAAAGGUAUACAAAAUUGGGGACAUUUGCUACCAAAGAAACCCAUAGGAAAGUGGAGUAUCAGGACAUAAAUUAGCACAAUGAAAUCAAUGGCCAUUUUCUCUUCAACAAUACUAACAUUCUAUAUUUCCAGGUAUUCAGAGUAUUUUCAGUAUGUAGCUACAGAAAUUUAAGGGAACAGGACAAUAGCCUGAACCUGAAUACCUGAAAACUGCACCAACAAGUUGCUUUCUCAUUCUAACAAUUGGUUAAAGAAAAGAGUUACUCCUGAAAUUGUAUCUUCCAAUGACUGUUUAACAUAACCUCAAGGAUUUUGCACGGCAAGACAGUCAAUAUAGGAGUGAUCAAUUGCCCUUGGACUGCAAAGUAAAAUAAGAGAAGAAAGAACUUUUUUCAGCUUCUUGUGGCUGAAAAAUUCCUGCACAACUUUUCUGCAGAACUUGGGAGGGAAGGCUGUUCCACCAGGCCUGGGGAAUAAAGGCUAUUCAAUGAUAACAUGAAGAUAAGCAACUGAUUAAAAUGCUUCUUCAAAUAAAAUGUCAUAAUUGCUGGUUAAACAAGAUGAAUAUAAACAGAGAUAAUCUGAAGGGAGAUGAAGAAAGAAAAAUAUGAAUUAUUUAGUGCAAUCCCAGAAGUAUAUCCACCUGAUAAAGUGCGAGAGCUCAAUUUGAUGAGUUUUAUCAGAGUUACCUAGGAUUCAUGGUGGCCAUGUGCAGCAACCUACACUAAAGAUACAGAGACUCAGCCAGAGAUUCAGGGCAACAGCCUUUCUUUGACAUCAAAGAGAGCUAAGAAAAGAUUUCUGCCCCAGGCUUCACCAGCAGCCGUGAAGAGGCUGGAAUAUGACAAACAAGGACCACAAGGAAGGCACUGCUUUAGAAAGAUCUUUAAAACCAGCAGAACUAGCAAACAAAUACAAACCUAUCUCAUGUUAUUCUGUUUUUAAAAGUUUGCCAAACACCUACAGUUGAUUUUUUUUUAAUUGUGCUUUCUUAAUCAUACCCAGCAAAAGUAUGUGUGUGUAUAACUGGAUGACAACAUGAAAUAAAAAUUAGCUGCCACCCAAAAUACUGGAAAUCUAUAUUACAAAUUAAACAAGUUUUAAAAUCUGACAAACUA
Pantherophis guttatus is the source of this 2999-nucleotide messenger RNA. RefSeq names its product intercellular adhesion molecule 2. Gene Ontology annotation, biological process: cell-cell adhesion. NCBI's taxonomy places the organism in Eukaryota, Metazoa, Chordata, Lepidosauria, Squamata, Colubridae. Gene Ontology annotation, molecular function: integrin binding. The record is from RefSeq and is a predicted model, not a curated record. Gene Ontology annotation, cellular component: plasma membrane.